GAGGUGGACAAGGUGCUGCAGGAGUUAUCUCAGAGAGGAGAGUUUGGAUUUGGAAGCUUUUGGGGUAGAAGAGAAAUGGGUUGUUCCCCAAUUCAUCAUUCAGCAGAAGUUUCUGCAAUUCAUCAAAGAGCCAUGGAUGGAUGGAUAUGAAACAUAUUCAAGAAGGUGCAGGUUGUCAAUUUCAAAUGAUGGCCGCGCUCGGCUCCGAUCAGCUGAAGCAGCUGAAAGACAUCUUCAUGCGCUUCGAUAUGGACUCCGACGGCAGCCUCACCCAGCUCGAGCUCGCCGCCCUGCUCCGGUCUCUGGGCGUCAAGCCCACCGGUGACCAGCUCCACGUCCUCCUCGCCAACAUGGACGCCAACGGAAACGGCACCGUCGAGUUCGACGAGCUCGUCACCGCCAUCUUGCCCGACAUGAACGCGGAGAUCCUCAUCAACCAGGAGCAGCUCACGGAGGUCUUCCGGUCGUUCGAUCGCGACGGAAACGGCUACAUCACCGCCGCCGAGCUCGCCGGAUCCAUGGCCAAAAUGGGUCACCCGUUGACGUACAGAGAGCUCUCCGAUAUGAUGCAAGAGGCCGACACGAACGGCGAUGGCGUGAUUAGCUUCAGCGAAUUCGCGACGAUCAUGUCUCGGUCUGCCGCCGAUUUUCUUGGGGUCUGAUCAGGUGUGGCGCGGGUAUGAUCGUUUGUGGAUGGUUUGACUUUUUAUCGCUGACUUUUAUGUUUUAUUUAUUUUUAUUUUUCUAUUGGUUUUGUGUUUGUGGGGUUGAGGGGCUUGUCUUGAUAAUAUAGGAUGAAUUUGUUUUAGGAGAAGAAGGAGGAUCUGCACAGCAAAGGGGAUAAUACAUAUACUGAUCAAUUUUAAUAUUGAGACCUGCCCCUCAAUCCCUUUAGUGAAUUAAGAUCAGAAUUACCAAUUAAUUAAUCAAAAACCCAUCUUGUAAAUUUUUGUAUAAAUAAUAAUGUCAUGUUAUUAGUAGUUCAUGUUUAGGUCCAUCUCAAUUUCAUACCAUUUGGGUUGUAAUUUGUAUAUGAAUUCUCUCUCAGGUUAUGUUAUGAAGUUAUGAUUUGGUCAUUUUC
Messenger RNA from Prunus dulcis (almond), 1081 nucleotides. Its product is annotated as probable calcium-binding protein CML16. Gene Ontology annotation, molecular function: enzyme regulator activity; calcium ion binding. The transcript has 3 exons. Bases 141 to 662 code for a protein of 173 amino acids. The record is from RefSeq and is a predicted model, not a curated record. Lineage: Eukaryota; Viridiplantae; Streptophyta; Magnoliopsida; Rosales; Rosaceae.